AUGGUGCUGGCCAAGGGUAAACUCGCGGACGAUCCGCGCGAUGCGGACGCGGUCAAGCCGUUCAUCCGACCGACGUACAAACCGGAGGAGAUCCCGCCCGAGCUUUACACGCUGGGUGCCCUGGUGUUCUCGCUGCUCGGCGUCACCAUGCAGUACAAGUUCUGCGCUUGGGCGGGCGCCACGUUCGCGCUCGCGGCGUUCCUGAACAAGAGGAAGCACGACUCCGAUUCCAGCCAGAUCCUCUCCGGCGUGCUGUUCGCGGUGUCGGGUCUGGCGGUCGUGUUCAUGAACGGGUACCACGGAGAGAAGGCGAGGGCGUUCGGGUCGUCGAAGCACUUCGAGGGAUCCGUCAAGGUUGAGCUGUGA
Micromonas commoda is the source of this 366-nucleotide messenger RNA. RefSeq lists its product with no specific name. Gene Ontology annotation, biological process: protein insertion into ER membrane. Gene Ontology annotation, molecular function: protein folding chaperone. The coding region runs from base 1 to 366 and encodes 121 amino acids. NCBI's taxonomy places the organism in Eukaryota, Viridiplantae, Chlorophyta, Mamiellophyceae, Mamiellales, Mamiellaceae. The transcript has 2 exons. Gene Ontology annotation, cellular component: endoplasmic reticulum membrane. The record is from RefSeq and is a predicted model, not a curated record.